Messenger RNA from Aphanomyces astaci, 1988 nucleotides. RefSeq lists its product as hypothetical. The transcript has 6 exons. Gene Ontology annotation, molecular function: ATP hydrolysis activity; ABC-type oligopeptide transporter activity; ATP binding. The record is from RefSeq and is a predicted model, not a curated record. The coding region runs from base 46 to 1968 and encodes 640 amino acids. Lineage: Eukaryota; Oomycota; Saprolegniomycetes; Saprolegniales; Verrucalvaceae. Gene Ontology annotation, cellular component: membrane. Gene Ontology annotation, biological process: transmembrane transport.
CUUUGAACCACCUUGCGAUCGGCUAUCCAUCAUCGACUGGACAGCAUGCUCGGGUAUCGCCUUCGACUGACAGGGCGGCAGGUCCUGCCUGGCUUGUCGCGUCCCAAAGUGACUCCAGUGCAGUUCCCUGCAUGGCACACGCGCUUCCACAGCAGUCUCGGCUCAAAACACGACGACGUAGCGGACACGCCUGCUGCCAAGCCGACAGCCAAGGCGUCCGACUUUAAGCGUCUCAUGGCGCUGUACAAGCCCGAGAAGCGCAACUUGGCCAUCUCCAUGACCGCUUUGGGUCUUUCCACCGCCAUCACCAUGUGCUUGCCCUACGGCAUGGGCCGCAUCUUGGACGUAGUGACUCAGCCCGACGGACUGGACCAGUUGCCCGUGGUCAUCACGGCCCUGGGGGGUCUCUUUGUCGUAGGCGCCGCCACCAACGUCGUCCGAGUGAACGUGAUGAACAUGAUCGGCGAGCGCAUCGCCAACAAGCUGCGCCAGGACACGUACGCGUCCAUCUUGCAGCAGGACAUGACGUUCUUCGAUAAAACCAAGACCGGCGAACUGCUCAAUCGGCUCUCGGCAGACACGGCGUUGGUGGGGACCGUGCUCAGUGAUAACGUGUCGGGCGGGUUCCGCAGCGUGGGCCAGGCCGUGGGCAGCAUCUCCAUGAUGUUCUUCACGUGUCCCAAGCUCAGCCUUAUCAUGCUGGCGGUGGUGCCUCCGCUGGCGCUGGGAGCCGUUUCGUACGGCCGUUUCGUAAAGAAACUGACGGCCCAAGUGCAAAGUCAGCUGAGCGAGGCCACGGAUUUAGCUGAAGAACGGCUGAAUAACAUCCGGGUGGUCCGGUGGUUUGCCAAAGAAACGUUCGAAACAAACGCCCACCUGGAAAAGAUCCAGGGCAUUCUGGGCCUGGCCCAGAAACGGUCCAUGGCCAGCGCCACGUUCUUUGGAGCUGUGGACUUGAGUGUUAAAAUGAGUAUGCUGGGGGUACUUGGCUACGGGGGGACCAUGGUGGCCCAGAAUGCCCUUUCUGUGGGCGAAUUAGGAUCGUUCCUCAUGUAUACGUUGUACGUGGGCGUGUCGUUUGCUGGCAUGUCGUCGUUUUAUACUGAAAUCAUGAAGGGCGUGGGUGCGAGUCAGCGAGUGUUUGACUUGAUCGAGCGGUCGCCCCAAGUCAUUCCGACCCCCCCGACGCCUCUCUCGUUGUCGUCUUUCAAAGGCGACAUUUCGUUUGAAAACGUCCGGUUUCGGUACCCCGGGCGUCCGGAUGCGGUCAUUUUCGACGGAUUGACGCUCAAAGUGCCGCCCAAUCAGACGCUGGCGAUCGUCGGACCGAGCGGCGGCGGCAAAAGUACUGUGCUAACGCUGCUCGCCCGCUUUUACGAACUCCAAGGCGACCACUGUGGCGGAGCGAUUUACAUCGACGGGGUCAACAUUGUCGAUUUGGACCCGUUGGCGCUGCGCAGUCUGAUUGGCACCGUGAGCCAAGAACCGCCGUUAUUCGGAGCUACGAUUGCCCAGAAUAUUGCAUAUGGGGUCACUCCAGGGUCGAGUGUAACCCAAGCCGAGAUCGAGGCCGCCGCCAAACAAGCCAACGCCCACGACUUCAUCAUGGCCCUUCCGGAUAAAUACGAAACCCACGUAGGCACGAAGGGGCUUACGUUAUCCGGAGGCCAAAAGCAGCGCGUGGCUAUAGCCCGAGCCCUAGUGAAGAACCCGCGCAUUCUGCUCUUGGACGAAGCUACGAGUGCUCUGGACCACGAAAGCGAGCGAUUGGUGCAGGAUGCUAUUGACAAGGCCAAGGCGAACCGGACCGUGAUUUUGGUUUCGCAUCGGCUGUCGAGUAUCAAGAGCGCCGACACGAUCGCGGUGGUGGCGGAAGGCCGCGUGGUGGAGCAAGGAACGUUCGCUGAACUAGCCAUGCACCCUGAUAGUGUAUUUACGCAAGUGGUGCUGGCUGGCCAUACCCAAUAGGAACAAAGUAUUACUACUCA